AUGAGGCUUAGCAAUUCAAGCUAAAAAUAUGGCUGGUCUGUCUGGCUAUGCCCUGCGCGUGGCCCGUCUGAGCGCCCGGAUAUUUGGAGAUGUGGCCCGUCACACAGACUCCAAAUCUAUGAAAGUGGUAGAGUUGUUUAAAGAACCCCCGCUGGCCCAGAGAAAAGAAGUGUAUGACUGGUAUCCCCCACACAAGAUCUACUAUUCAAUGACUCAGAAGCUCAGAUUCAUGGGGCUUUUCAGGGAUGAGCACCAGGAUUUCAAGGAGGAAAUGAGGCGCUUGAGGAAACUGCGGGGUAAAGGAAAACCCAAGAAGGGAGAAGGGAAGAGAGCCGCAAAGAAGAAGUAGACCAGCACAUUUCAUCUACUAUCUAUGAAAGGACAUUAUGAAUGGAGAAUCUGAUGAAGAAGCUCUGGACACGAGUUGUUCCUGUAUGCAGGACAUGUUUAUGACUGUGGUGAUAAGUUC
Carassius carassius (crucian carp) is the source of this 469-nucleotide messenger RNA. RefSeq names its product small ribosomal subunit protein mS33-like. The transcript has 3 exons. Bases 29 to 349 code for a protein of 106 amino acids. The record is from RefSeq and is a predicted model, not a curated record. Lineage: Eukaryota; Metazoa; Chordata; Actinopteri; Cypriniformes; Cyprinidae. Gene Ontology annotation, cellular component: mitochondrion.